AUGCCUCCACGACUACAAUUGCUCCGCCGGCCGGGUGUCUCGAUUCCCUGCCAGCAGUCCUAUCAGCCGCUGGCGCCAUUCCUGUACCCGUUCAUCAACCAGCAGCGCGCAGCUUCCAUUCUCUCCUCCCUUUCCGACACCAAAGGCUCAUACAACAAGAAGAUUCGCCGUGGACGAGGACCGGCCAGUGGCAAGGGAAAGACAUCUGGACGCGGUAUCAAGGGUCAAAGGGCACAUGGAAAAGUGCCAGUUGGGUUCAAUGGCGGGCAGACGCCCGACUGGGUCGUCGCUGGCCMUCGAGGAUUCGACAACCACUUUUCUGUUGAUAUGAGCAAGGUCAAUCUGAAUCGCAUACAGUACUGGAUCAACCAGGGCCGCUUGGACCCAACACGGCCAAUAACCCUGCGAGAGCUGAACGAAUCGCGCUGUCUGCAUGGCGUGAAAGAUGGCGUGAAAUUACUCGCACGAGGGAAGGAAGAGCUUACCACACCAAUCAACAUCGUGGUUUCGCGCGCAAGUGCAGAAGCCAUCAGUGCGGUGGAGAAGCUGGGUGGAACAGUCCUUACGCGCUACUACACCAAMUUUGCCAUCAAGAAGAUCAUGAAGGGCGAUAUGGAUCCUAUCAACAGCCUCCAGUCACGUCCGGCUACACCACCCGCACAAGCAGAGGGGGUAGAGAAAUCCGCAGAUACAUCGACGCAAGCUCAGAAGUAUCGUUUCAGGUUGCCUGAUCCAACCAGCAGAAAGGACCUGGAGUACUACCGUGAUUCGGCCCACCGAGGGUAUUURAGCCACUUGGUCGCAGACGGCCAUGGUCCCAGCUUGUUCUUCAAGACGCCCGGCGCCGGGAAGAAGGAUAUGAAGAAGAUGCCGGGCAAGGCAGCAAAGACACAGCAACGGGCCGAUAACCGGAUAUGGUAG
Messenger RNA from Ramularia collo-cygni, 921 nucleotides. RefSeq names its product related to MVP1 protein. The record is from RefSeq and is a predicted model, not a curated record. NCBI's taxonomy places the organism in Eukaryota, Fungi, Ascomycota, Dothideomycetes, Mycosphaerellales, Mycosphaerellaceae. Gene Ontology annotation, biological process: translation. Gene Ontology annotation, molecular function: structural constituent of ribosome. The coding region runs from base 1 to 921 and encodes 306 amino acids. The transcript has 2 exons. Gene Ontology annotation, cellular component: mitochondrial large ribosomal subunit.